UCUGCUGCCUGGCUGGUCACUUGCAAUGGAGACUCCACGCGAUGAGGCACAAAAGGCAUGUGUGCUGGGAUCGGGAGCGUUCGGGACAGCCCUGGCACAGUUAAUGGCAAGAAAGGGGGUGCCGACAACAGCGUGGACACGAUCUCAAGAUGUCACAGACCUCAUCACCAGCACCCACGAGAACACCCCGUACUUGCCGGGCAUCAAGCUGAGCGAGCUUGUCGUGGCCACUACGGAGGUGUCGGAGGCCGCGGAAGGCGCCAGCAUCGUCUUCGUCGUUGUGCCUACGCCCUUCAUCAGAGAUUUCAUCGUGAAGCAUAGAGACAAGAUACCAACGGGGGUGCCAAUCGUGGUCUGCUGCAAGGGCAUUGAGAACGGCUCGCUGCUCACGCCUUUCGAGAUUCUGGAGGAGGAACUGCCGGGAAAGUACCACAAGCACCUGGCCUGUCUAUCCGGACCCUCCUUCGCGAGAGAGGUAGCGCUCGGGAAGCCCACCUCUGUCACCGUGGCCGCCAAGGACAUGGCCUGCGCGAGCAAGGUCCAGGAGAUGGUGAGCGACCUCAACUUCCGCGCCUACACCUCGGAUGACGUGAUGGGGCUCGAGCUCUUCGGGGCCGUGAAGAACGUUCUCGCGAUCGCGUGCGGGGCGAGCGAUGGGUUCGAGUUCGGGCUGAAUGCGAGGGCGGCGCUGAUCACGAGGGGCCUAGCGGAGAUCUCGCGCAUGGCGGUGAAGAAGGGGGCUUCGCCGCUGAGCAUGGGGUCCCUGUGUGGCGUGGGGGACCUGGUGCUCACUUGCACCGGCUCUCUCUCGCGUAACUGGACCGUGGGAAACAGGCUGGCGAGGGGGGAGGACCUUGAUACCAUCACGACCAGCAUGCGGAUGGUAGCGGAGGGGGUCAAGACUGCGAGUUCUGUGGUUGCACUCAGCGAUAAGAUGGGGGUGGAGAUGCCCAUCUGCCAAGAAGUCUUCGAGGUUCUCCACAACAAGAAGCCGGUCAUGGAGGCGUUGGCGUCCCUUCAAGGCCGACCGCACUCCCACGACCUCAGCCUCGAGCUCAAGCACUCGGAGGGCUGGAAGAGCAUGGGCUUGGGACACCCUUAA
This is a messenger RNA of Ectocarpus siliculosus, 1102 nucleotides long. Lineage: Eukaryota; Phaeophyceae; Ectocarpales; Ectocarpaceae. The record is from the annotation of a GenBank genome assembly.